AAACUUGUUUUAAAACUCAAGCAACUUUGUCUCUCUCAUAAUAAGGUCUGAGAGGUAGAGAGAGAGAGAGAGAGAGAGAGAGAGAGAGAGACAUGGCUUUGAGUUGGCUUCUUCAUUCUGCAUGCCAUGUUCUAGGGUCACCAAAAAUCACUAAUAUGCAUGUCAAUAGCAGCUUGAAUACCCCUAAUGGAGUGCCUGAGAUGAUGCAACCAGCUUGCAAGGAAGUGAAACCUUCAGCUUCAGGGUUCCAAAUGCCUCUUCAUUAUCCUCGCUACAAGAAAGCUGACUAUGAGCAAAUGGAGGAGUCGAAACUGGACCUUCUUCUCAACCAAUAUGGGCUGAGCUUCAAAGGCACUCUUGAUGAAAAGAGGGCAUAUGCAAUGGGGGCAUUCUUGUGGCCUGAUCAAUAUUAGUAAAGGAAGUUAUUUGCAUGGAAUAAAUGAUAAAGUGAGCAUAUAUAUAUGCCAUAAUCAUGUUUAUGUCCAUUCUCUCUAUAUGUAUUUUGGCCUUAUGGUCAGUAUGUUUUGUAGUUUAUGUCAUGUAGUAAUUUUCUGCCUAAAACUGAUGCUAGCAGCUUAAGAUAGGCCAUAAUGAUGUUCAUGUCCAUUCUCUCUA
Messenger RNA from Quercus robur (English oak), 615 nucleotides. RefSeq lists its product as uncharacterized. The transcript has a single exon. NCBI's taxonomy places the organism in Eukaryota, Viridiplantae, Streptophyta, Magnoliopsida, Fagales, Fagaceae. The record is from RefSeq and is a predicted model, not a curated record. Bases 93 to 413 code for a protein of 106 amino acids.